Messenger RNA from Salvelinus fontinalis (brook trout), 2350 nucleotides. Its product is annotated as allograft inflammatory factor 1-like. The transcript is spliced from 6 exons. Gene Ontology annotation, biological process: ruffle assembly; actin filament bundle assembly. Bases 125 to 571 code for a protein of 148 amino acids. Gene Ontology annotation, molecular function: actin filament binding; calcium ion binding. Gene Ontology annotation, cellular component: ruffle membrane; actin filament. Lineage: Eukaryota; Metazoa; Chordata; Actinopteri; Salmoniformes; Salmonidae. The record is from RefSeq and is a predicted model, not a curated record.
AAUUGACAGACCCACUGUGCUGGCAGCGUGCGUGCCACUGCCCGCGAAGGGAAGAAGACGAGCGAGGUGCUGUGUGCUGAUUUCUCCUUCUCUAUCUAUCUCACCAUAUCAAACUCAUUCCACAAUGCCUGUAAAUCAUACAUUUCAAGGAGGGAAAGCCUUUGGAUUAUUAAAAGCUCAACAAAGGGAGAGAUGCGAGGAAAUAAACAAGGAAUACAUGGAAGACCAGAAAUACCGGGAUGAGGAGGACCUCCUGGAAAAACUGGAUUCUUUUAAAAACAAAUAUGCAGAGUUUGACCUGAACGACCAGGGAGAGAUUGAUAUGAUGGGUCUGAAGAGGAUGAUGGAGAAGCUGGGUGUUCCUAAGACCCACCUGGAGAUGAAGAAGAUGAUCUCUGAGGUGACCGAAGGCAUCAGCGACAGCAUCAACUACAGAGACUUCGUCAAGAUGAUGCUGGGCAAGCGCUCGGCCGUUCUCAAACUGGUGAUGAUUUUUGAGGACAAGGCUAACGGGGCCAUCUGUAAGCCUGAUGGGCCUCCACCCAAACGGGACAUAGCCAGCCUGCCAUAGACCCAGGACAUCCAGAGCCUCUAGACUACAACACCAUUCUAGGACCCUACCGGGGCCCCUGCCCUCAGCCAGGGACGUGUACAUAGCCUUAUCAACUCCCCACCUCAGGAUGUGCACGCGUCCCAGAAGGGGGGGGGGGGGGGGGUUCUCCUCCUCUGUUCAAAACAUGUGGGGAGAAAAAAGAGAGAAGGGAAUAAAAUAUAUAUAUUUGCUGUGAAGACAAGGCAGAAUAGCUUUUUUAAGACCAGUACAUACAUGUAUAUAUCUAUAUUGAUGAUGACGACGAUGAUGAUGAGAAAAUAAGUAUUUUUAAUUAGUGUGAGCACUCGUAACCCCUUGGCGAUAACCGUGUAAUUUGAGUCGUUUUGUGAAUAUGAGCAAUGUGUUGUUUGCUGGGAUCAAACUAACAGAGGUGACAAUUUUGUUCAAAUUCAAGGAAUAGGAAGCGUUACUUUUUUCACUGUGACCGGCAAUCAGUUAACACACCUAUUUAUUUAUUUUAUACUGGUUGUGUUUAGAGGGUUUGUAAGGGAAAAUUGCUUGAACAGUUAUUAGGGAAACUAACCCAAGUCAUUCAGAUAUUAUUUUACACCUCUCCCUCAUUUUACUCCCCGCACCAAAUGAUCUAGUUCCUCUUUUAGAUUUUUAAUCGUGUGAAAGUACCAUGCUGGUUAUGAAGCACAAGGAAUAAAAAGAGUGCUGUUUUUGGAAAACCUUUUAUACACAGUUGUCAAGAUCAUCCCGCAUGAUGGAUUGUUGCCAUGCUGCAGACUCCGCUUGGUCAUUGUCUCACUAAAUGUCAGGUGUGACAGAUUAUGGCCCAACCCCAUUCUUCCAGACUAGAGGUGGGUUACUUUAGUUGGGAUUAGGAAGGGGUCGGUGGGGCGAUAGAUUAAGAGUCAGAGUAUGACUAGAUCCGGUGUUGUAGAUUGACACUGGCUUCCUCAACCUAAAGGAGCAGGAUAGAUGGGGUGGAGUUUACUAGCACUUCACGUGGAUUUAUGGAAGAUUAGUUUUAAGGCACAGGCACACACUGAAGAUUCUCAGCAUGUUAGUAUAAAUUAUGAUGGAAACACAUUCUUUCCAAGUGCCUAAAGUAAUGUUGAGAGGAAGUUAGUUACGCUCUAUUUUCCCUCCUGAGCUGUAUUUGGGAAAAUAGUUUUAAAGGUGUUUAUUCAUGUGUAUGUUAGGGUUAGGUGUUCCUUUUUUGAUAAUGUUCCCCUAGGUCUAUGCUGUCUCGGGUACUAUUUUGAAUGACUGGAUCUCUAAAUACAUAUACAGUACAUCUAUGACGUGAUGUUAGAUAUGCAGUUCAAUCAUGCCAGUUUCCCAAAUGUCCCCGCCUGACUAUCCUAGUCUUCAUAGUGGUACUCUUUUCAUUUCUAUCUCGUCUGUAAAAUGUUAUGAACCUGUCCCAUUUCAAAUUGUUAUCCCCGUCUUGCCAUGUUUUACUAUAAUCUUGUUAUUAUCUCGUCUCAUUCUGUUCUUCGUCGUCUUUCAUUCCCCCUAUCAGUCCGGGUUAAUUUGUUUUUCCCAUAAAUUCUCCAGUUUCUGUGCCUCACUGUUGCUCUUCUAUUGUUUCUUUUUUUCUCACGCUUAACAUGGAAUAUAAUAGUAAGAGUAGUAGUUUAAUGUGUUAGCUUUCCAUGUUUUUGAAUAUGUCAGUUAUGUACUUUUAUUUCCAGUGUGUUGGGUGGUGGUCUUUUUAAUGUUAUUUUCUUAUGAUGCACUUUUUUUUGGCCAAAACCAAAGCAAUUAAAGUUAUUUGUUACACUGGCA